AUGACCACCAACCAUCUCGGUUCCACGCGGCCAGCAGAACAGCACCGAUAUCCUCCCGCCGCUUCUACUUCGAACACCACCAAACGCAAUACGCACCACCGCAAUCAUGACAACCGCAAUGCUGCAGCAGCGGCAGACAACGUCGGUGGUCUGGUCAGCUACAUCGUCCACACGGACUCUCAUGGGAUCAGCGAUCUGAGGUUGCAGGUCAGCAAGGAAGCCUCGUCAAGCAAGCAACCUCUGCGUCCCGUGUACUUCCGUCAACGCACCUUGACCGAGCACGACGAAAUUGUCGACAAUAUCGUAGACGCCAACUCGGGCAGGACAUGCUGGACGAUCCAUCGACCAACGAGAGGAUGGUACCUCCAUCUGCGCUCGCCUGCUUUGCCACAAGGCACGGCCAUCUCGAUCCGUCCCGCAGACAAGGACGGAAACGAUCCGACCGCUUCUCCGCUCACCUUUUCGGUCAACACCAGGAUCAGGCCACAGGCACUUGGCCGUGUGCAGCCUCGCAUUGCAUCUUUGACUGGCGACACGGAUCAGCACGAGACCGAUAGCGCAUCAGGUAGCACGAGCAUAACGGUCGACGCAGCAAACCAAGGUCUAGCGAUACAGACUCCAGAUGCGCAAGGAAGUGGAGAGGUGGUGCAAGGCGUGGCAGUCGCCGCAACUGGAAGAGAGGAGCGCAAGCCACACUCAGGCGGACAUGCAAGACGCAGGAGCGGUGCCACUGGCUCAGGCAAGCAUAGUUUUGACCUGCGGCAUCCUAGCUCAGCGGUAACCCGCAGCCCCAUGAUUGCCGAAUCUGACGACGAACCGCCAUCUACCUCUCAGCCUGAUCCUCACCGACAUUCACUAUCCCGCCUGGCCAUCCCAUCGCACACCAACUCUUCGUCCACGGUCCCCUCGCCACAGUCGUCCGGUGCAGAUCGGCCUUACUCCCCCACCCUACCUUCCGCACUUUCCACCUCGGCGUCUCGCACCUCGACAUUCCUGCUCACCGAUGGGCAGGAGCCUUCCAAGCAGAGCGAAGCGCCCCAAGGCUGGGCACGCUGGGCAUACUCGAAACUUCCCUCGGAGAUCCGCCCUUCUUUGUCGCUGGAUGCGGAUAAGAGUUUCAGUCUGCACUGGCUCGAUCCACCGCGCACUGGUGGUCAGGGCACAGCGGGGCAAAGUGUGGAAGUGGUGCGAUUCGAAGACCAGAGUGGCCGGUGGAUGUGGAACUCUCACACGCGCGGAAGGCUGACGCUGCAGGCGAGUGCCAUGCAAGCGGUCGGUCUGCAGAAGGAGUUUUGGAUCACCACGGCGCUAGCAUACAUUCAGUUUCUGGAGGACAAGGACGCAUACGACGCCGCCAGAGAUGCAUAG
Messenger RNA from Sporisorium graminicola, 1368 nucleotides. RefSeq lists its product as uncharacterized. The record is from RefSeq and is a predicted model, not a curated record. The transcript has a single exon. Lineage: Eukaryota; Fungi; Basidiomycota; Ustilaginomycetes; Ustilaginales; Ustilaginaceae. Bases 1 to 1368 code for a protein of 455 amino acids.